AUUAAGGGUUAGGGUUAGGGUUUUGGAGAGAGAGAGAGAGAGAAGAUGAGCCGAGGAGGAAUUGCUCCGAAGGGAGGGAAGAAGAAAGGGGCAAUCUUCGUGAUAGACUGCGCGAAGCCGGUGGAGGACAAGAUCAUGGACAUCGCCUCUUUGGAGAAAUUCCUGCAAGAGCGGAUCAAGGUCGGUGGGAAGGCCGGUGCUCUCGGAGACUCCAUCUCCAUCUCCCGCGACAAGAACAAGAUCACUGUCACCUCUGACAAUCCAUUGUCCAAAAGGUAUUUGAAGUACCUAACCAAGAAAUACUUGAAGAAGCACAAUGUGAGGGAUUGGCUGCGGGUCAUUGCCUCCAACAAAGACCGCAAUGUCUACGAGCUCCGUUACUUCAACAUUGCCGAGAAUGAGGCUGAGGAAGAAGAUUGAUACUUUCUUUCAUCAUUUUGUUUCUAUUCUAUCAUUUAUUUUUGCAGUGUUUAGUAAUUUCUAUCCAGAGACCAGAAUACCAAUUUUGCCAUCCAAUGGAUUGUAGGAUUUGUUGCACCAGCAGGAAGUUUAAAAUUUUCCUAUCAAAUGAAGAUUCUACCUA
Magnolia sinica is the source of this 583-nucleotide messenger RNA. Its product is annotated as large ribosomal subunit protein eL22y-like. NCBI's taxonomy places the organism in Eukaryota, Viridiplantae, Streptophyta, Magnoliopsida, Magnoliales, Magnoliaceae. Gene Ontology annotation, molecular function: structural constituent of ribosome; RNA binding. The transcript has 2 exons. Bases 46 to 420 code for a protein of 124 amino acids. The record is from RefSeq and is a predicted model, not a curated record. Gene Ontology annotation, biological process: cytoplasmic translation. Gene Ontology annotation, cellular component: ribosome.